CUCGCCGCUCUUGCCGUGCGCCCUGGCGGCGGUGCGGGAGACGGGCUUGUGGGGUAGCUCGAGUCAUAUGACCCGCUCCGCUUCCUGGCUUCGGCCGCCGCCGCCGCCCUCCUGUGUCCGCCAGUGUCGCGCCAGGGCUCUAAAGAGCCGUUAAGGGGUCCGGGCCGAGGCUCGCUCGUGUGGAAGUCGUCUCCGUCGCCGUUUCCCGCCCUCCCGUCUGUCCUCUCCAGGCCGUCACCAUGCUGGCGCUCAUCUCCCGCCUGCUGGACUGGUUCCGCUCGCUCUUCUGGAAGGAAGAGAUGGAGCUGACCCUCGUCGGGCUGCAGUACUCGGGCAAGACCACCUUCGUCAAUGUCAUCGCGUCAGGUCAAUUCAGUGAAGAUAUGAUACCUACAGUGGGCUUCAACAUGAGGAAAGUAACAAAAGGUAACGUCACAAUAAAGAUCUGGGACAUAGGAGGACAGCCCCGAUUCCGGAGCAUGUGGGAACGGUAUUGCAGAGGAGUCAAUGCUAUUGUUUACAUGAUAGAUGCUGCAGAUCGCGACAAGAUAGAAGCCUCUCGAAAUGAAUUACACAAUCUUCUCGAUAAGCCACAGUUACAAGGAAUUCCGGUAUUAGUACUUGGAAACAAGAGAGACCUUCCAAAUGCCUUGGAUGAGAAACAGCUAAUUGAAAAAAUGAAUCUUUCAGCUAUUCAGGAUAGAGAAAUUUGCUGCUAUUCAAUUUCUUGCAAAGAAAAGGAUAAUAUAGAUAUCACACUUCAGUGGCUUAUUCAACAUUCAAAAUCUAGAAGAAGCUGAAACAUCUCCUGAAGUCUUCCAGUCCUUCUUCGCUAUAAUCCUAGAAUUAUUGUCCGUUCCUCUGAAGUACUUCCCAGGAUAUGGUCCUUCCUAAACCCAAGAAAUUGCCUUUUUCAGAGUUUAUUUCUCAUGUGCACUGCUGAAAAUGUGUAACCCUAUUCAUAAA
Molecule: messenger RNA, 966 nt
Organism: Fukomys damarensis (Damara mole-rat)
Lineage: Eukaryota; Metazoa; Chordata; Mammalia; Rodentia; Bathyergidae
Gene: Arl8b
Product: ADP ribosylation factor like GTPase 8B
Exons: 7
Coding region: 240-800 (186 amino acids)
Biological process (GO): anterograde axonal transport; protein transport
Cellular component (GO): lysosomal membrane
Molecular function (GO): GTP binding; GTPase activity
Source: RefSeq, a predicted model, not a curated record